This is a messenger RNA of Vicia villosa (hairy vetch), 2267 nucleotides long. RefSeq names its product protein EARLY FLOWERING 3-like. NCBI's taxonomy places the organism in Eukaryota, Viridiplantae, Streptophyta, Magnoliopsida, Fabales, Fabaceae. The coding region runs from base 185 to 2116 and encodes 643 amino acids. The record is from RefSeq and is a predicted model, not a curated record. Gene Ontology annotation, biological process: regulation of photoperiodism, flowering. The transcript has 4 exons.
AUUAUUGAAGACUUGGAGUGUCCUGUAUAAGUCUUGCGGUGACAUCUACUUCAAGGUCUUCAACCAAUAACACUAGGAAACUACAUAAAAUCUAGCGGAGGGAGAGAGAGAGAGGGAUCACACAGUCAGAACCAUAGAAAAUUUUCUUUCCCCUUUCGUUUAACUGUUUACAGCAACUAGAGGAAUGAGCAGAGGGAAAGGUGAUGCCGAGAAAGUGGGACCCAUGUUCCCAAGGCUCCAUGUCAAUGACACGGCAGAGAAAGGAGGACCAAGAGCACCGCCGAGGAACAAGAUGGCACUGUAUGAACAAUUCAGUGUUCCCUUUCAAAGAUUCAACCCUAAUUCUAAUUCAAAUUCAAAUUCUUCUAACUCACUUCCUCUAACACGUUCGUCAAGCUUGGGAAAUGACCCCGAGAGAAGUUAUAUUUCUCACCAAUCUAAUGGAGCAAACAUGCACACUUUGUCACCACAACUUGAACAUAGAAAAAAAGUAGAUGGAGAUGAUAGUCGUGCAUAUGAUCGCUCGAGGAUUGGUCAAUCUAAUGAUAAAACAAUGAAGAGUUUCAAUGGGGAAAAACUCACUCCUACGGGCUCCGGGAAUUUUGGUUGUUUAGUAUCCGGGAAAAAUGUUGGUGACAAAGAUCAAACACAAUUUGGCUCCCUGCUCAUGAAAAUGAGAAAAGAUGUGAAAAAUAAGGGUGAAGCGCAUCUGCAAGAAAUUAUUGUCAGUCCAGUGAGGCAAGCUGAGAUGAUUUCAGAUGAAGAGGAUCAGAGUGAUGCUUGCCUACAACAGGAAUCCAAUAAUAUUGAACAUGGUGGCAGUCUCAUUGACUCUGCGAUGGAUAUGGAUAAUAGAAACAGCCUUGUAUUAAGAGGCUGCUUUUGUUCUACAGUGGACCAAACCAGUGUACUUGAAGCUGCCAACCAUACCGAGUAUGAUGAUACAAACAUUGACAGCCCAAUAGAAAAUGGAACCUCAGAAGGAAGUGAUGAUCUAUCCAAGAAUUCCACUCUAGAAAAUAUGCCAAGCCCGAAACUUUCUCCUGAUGGUGUCGUAGAGUUAUUAGGUCAACAACUAUUUUGGAAAGCAAGACGAAAAAUUACCAAUCAACAGAGAAUGUAUGCGGUCCAAGUGUUUGAAUUGCACAGACUGAUAAAGGUUCAACAUCUGAUUGCUGAAUCAUCAAAUCUUUUUUUGCUCGACGCUGCUGCUAUUUUGGGAAAAUCUCCUCUGCAGGGAUCUAAUUCUAAAAGCCUCUCAUUGGAAGAAGUUGUUGAACCUCAGACACAAAAUCAUAAACAGCAAGACCACUCUGAAAACCUAAACCAUAAUUUGGAAUGUUCUACUGAAAAUGGAGUUGGGAAAACAUCGUUUUCAUCCCAAAAACCAGACCAGGAAAAUGCUGGUUCACAGUGUUUUAAUCAAUCACCCGGACAUCAGUGGUUAAUUCCUGUUAUGUCUCCUUCCGAGGGGCUUAUCUACAAGCCAUAUCCCGGUCCUGGAUUUCCUGGAGCUGUAUACGGAGGAUAUCAAUCGUUUGGACACAGUCCUUCAGAUGGUGCAUUAAUGAAUCCUGCCUAUGGAGUUCCAAGUUUUCAUCAAGCGAUUGCGAUGUCACCAUUCAUUCCUCCAAGCAGUUAUGCCUACUUCCCUCCUCACGGCGUGCCAGCAAUGAAUCAAUCAGCAUCAGGGUCAGUUGCUGAACAGGUAAACCAGUUUGUGGCACAAGGUUCUCGUGAUCGAAACAGUAAUUCAUCCUUAGUUGGAGCCGAUUUUGACACUCGAAAUCAAAGCUCGUGUAAUAUUUCAAAUCAAAAAAGUGGAGCCAUAUUACAUGUUGCAAAAUCUAGGCCAUCUAGAGAAAGAGAACUCGCAAAUAGUCCUAAUGAAAAGGCACCGGGAAUAAGAAUAGAGAAAUCUUCUGAAGGAAGAGAUGCACUUCCAUCUUCCUUUACGGUUCCAUUAGUAUCAGAUGAAGUCUUUCAAUCGCUUGAAACAAGACAAAAACCUCAAGUAAUCAGAGUUGUGCCACAUAACCCACGGUCUGCAACGGUAUCAGCUGCUAGAAUUUUUCAGUCAAUCCAAGAAGAGAGAAAACAGUAUGAUCUAUUAUAGUGUUGUUUGUGAAUGUGUAACCAUUGAGUUGAGUUUAUAAAAUGGAUCAAGUUUCUGUAUUACUUUUGUUGUCGUGUAUUGUAUCUCUAAAUCAAAAUAUACUUUAGUUAACAUCUAUCAAAAUCAACAAAGACCUACAUAUUGACUAGAA